Messenger RNA from Girardinichthys multiradiatus, 3966 nucleotides. RefSeq names its product unc-51 like autophagy activating kinase 1a (gene ulk1a). NCBI's taxonomy places the organism in Eukaryota, Metazoa, Chordata, Actinopteri, Cyprinodontiformes, Goodeidae. The record is from RefSeq and is a predicted model, not a curated record. The coding region runs from base 371 to 3064 and encodes 897 amino acids. The transcript is spliced from 26 exons. Gene Ontology annotation, biological process: autophagy; protein autophosphorylation; autophagosome organization. Gene Ontology annotation, cellular component: cytoplasm; autophagosome. Gene Ontology annotation, molecular function: ATP binding; protein serine/threonine kinase activity.
GGCACAACAAUGCUCAGUGUUUAAAUACAAACCACCACAUACGCAGGCUGACUUAAGUCGACUUUAUUUUUUUUUAUCGAGACACGGUUUUACAGAAGCGGGUGGGACUUAGUGGACCUCUUGCAUUUUAUCCGCAUACACUGUUGUUUACUACUUCACGUUGUGACUACUUUUUGUAUUUACGUUUACACUUCGUCAUGUUGUUGUCGACAAUUUCAGCCAAUAUGAAGCCUAUGAAAUGUGAAGGCGGCAUUUUUCAUCCUUGACAUGCGACUAACCGGUGUUGAGACGAGUGUCUGCUUCAGUUGCAAAGUCAUUCUCUCCAAGCUGCUCUGAAAUACUGCACUGUAUAGCUUUAGGUUUCUAAUCCAUGGAGGCUGUUGGGAAGUUUGAGUUCAACAGGAAGGACUUGAUUGGUCACGGUGCCUUUGCUGUUGUGUUCAAAGGCAGACAUACAGAGAAACGUGACUGGGAAGUUGCUGUAAAGUGCAUUAACAAGAAAAACCUUUCCAAAUCACACUCUUUGCUUGGGAAAGAAAUCAAAAUAUUAAAGGAACUCAGACAUGAGAAUAUUGUCAGACUACUCGACUAUCAGGAGAUGGGAGGAUGUAUUUAUCUCAUAAUGGAGUACUGCAAUGGAGGUGACCUGGCAGAGUAUCUUCAAACCAAAGGAGCACUUAGUGAGGAUACGAUCCGGGCAUUCCUGCAGCAGAUUGCACAGGCCAUGAAAGUCCUGCAGAGCAAAGGCAUCCUGCACAGAGACCUCAAACCCCAGAACAUCUUACUCUGUCAUCCAGAGGGGCGCAAGUCCUGCUCUAUAAAUACCAGCAUUAAGAUCGCUGAUUUUGGGUUUGCACGGCACCUCCAGAUAAACACUAUGGCUGCUACACUGUGUGGCUCUCCCAUGUAUAUGGCUCCUGAAGUCAUCAUGUCUCAGAACUAUGAUGCCAAGGCCGAUCUGUGGAGCAUAGGCACUAUCGUAUACCAAUGUCUGACUGGAAAAGCCCCUUUUCAUGCCAGUUCACCACAAGAGCUCCGCCUGUUCUAUGAAAGCAACGAAACUCUGUUACCCAGAAUCCCAAAGGAGACUUCAGCUAACCUAAGACACCUGCUCAUGGGCCUUCUGCAGAGAAACCAUAAAGAGCGUAUGAGUUUUGACGAGUUCUUCCACCAUCCUUUCUUGGAGUCAAGUUCGUCAACAAAAAAAUGUUCACCUUCUCCUGUAAUCUACACCAACUCAGGCUCAAGCAGCUCAUCCAGCAGCUCCUCCACAUCUCAGCUCGCCUUGCCACAACAUUCCGAUGGAGAGCUGCACCAGCUUCAGCCCAAAGAGCUGCGCUUGCCGAAACAGAACCCCACUGGCUUGCAGGACGAAGCAAAAGCCAAUCAAGGCAGUAAAAGCUCGCCAUCGUGUGUUGAAGAUUACGUCAUGCUGCCUGCUGAGCUUUCCAGUAUGACAUGUGAGGUGGAAGAUGGGUCACCCACUGAAAUCUGCUUAAACAACAAAGGGAGGUCUCAGCUGACCAGGAGAGGUUCUGGAUCCUUAAGAAGGAUACCACUAUCUCCUUCCCUCCUGCACUCUCCCCCUAAGCCUCUUGGCAAUCCAGUUACAUUAAAUGGCCGCAACUGCAGCCCUUCGGUACCCAUUCCUGUCCCAACUCAGAUUCACAACUACCACCGUAUGGCGCAGAACCUGCAACCAGUCAAAGUAGCCCCCCUGCAGUGUGGGUGGCGUAGAGCUUCAUGUCCAGGUGUCGUUUCUAACUUUCCAAAACUGGCAAAAGGAGGAGCGCAACUAGAACAGUCCUCCCCACCAGCUGGAAUGACCCCAAAGACCUCUGAGCAGACUUUCCCGCUCAGCACAAAAACUGGACUGCUGACUGGUUCUCCGGAUGCAAAGGUCACUGCAAGUCAAAAGCAACCCAAAAGGCCGAACCGAACCAGGACAGUGCCAAGCCCACAAUGUCUCGAUCAAUCUCCUGGUUUCCACAACAACAUCAGUAGGAACCCAGCCAAUAAAAAGGGUCCCUUUAAAAGAUCCCUCAGCACUGGCAGACUUUCUGACAUGCUGCUGAAAGCAGCAUUUGGAGCUAAUCUGCUUGAAGAAGGAUGUGAUCAGGGCUUCAACUGGGAGAACAGCAAUGAUACAACAGCUCCAUCUACUGGAUGUUAUAAAGUGUUUCAGUUCUCAGACAGCCCGCCUCCCGCGGUUUUUGCCAUGGGUUCUCCAUCGCAGGGAAACAGUCCUCCUGAUGCUUUGGUUUCCAGAAUGCUCUCAUGCUCUCCCAACUACUUUAACUCUGGAUGGAUACUGAACGCUUGUCCUCUCCAGCAAGGAAGCCGAAGAAACAGUGAAACUGAAGCCAUGGAUGCCAUCCCACAAAGCAGUCUGAUUUUCCACCCUCCAGAGCUCCCUGAAGAUACCCUGAUGGAGGCUCAUACAGACGCUCUGAGUGACUUACGUUUCACUUUGGCUUUUGUCACCUGUGUUAUGGAGUUGGCUUCCUCAAAAGGCCCGGCGAUGGAUGACUUCUGCAGUUCUGAUAUUUCCUUUUUAGAGCAGAGCUUUGUGACAGAUCAGAUCAGCGUUCUGAGUAAAGAGUGGAGCUAUGCAGAGCAGUUAGUGUUGUACAUGAAAGCUGAAGAGUUUCUGUCCUCUGCACUGCAUACUGCGAAGGAAAACAUAAAACUAGGCCAACUCCAGACCUCUUCAUCGGUGAAACAAGUGAUCAGGAAGCUCAACAACUUGUACAAGAACUGUGUAACCUAUUGCCGCUCCUUAAACGAUCGCCUUCAGACCUUCUUGCUUGACAAACAGAAACUCAUGGACCACUUCAAUAGCCUCACAGCAGAGAAGCUCAUCUAUGGCCACACUGUGCAAAUGAUACAGUCUGCUGCUUUGGAUGAGAUGUUUCACUACAGUGCAUCGUCAGUGCAGCGGUACAAUAAAGCCCUUCUGCUGAUGGAAGGUCUGUCCAGAAUCCUCACAGAGCAAAAGGACAUUGACAGUAUUGAAAAAUGUAAGAAGUGCAUUGAGCGACGCCUUUCAGCUUUGCAGACAUAAUGAUAUCCAUCUCCUCUGAAUGUAAAUGGUUCAUUCAACACACCCGCGCUUUGAUCCCAUGUAGGAGAAAUGACCACGAGAGUAUCUGAUGUUAUCCUGCUAUCCAGUCUAUAACUGCAACGUCACACCAAAUAGGUGAAGCUUUCUGCUUUAUGUGCUUAAGCACAUAUCGUGUGAAUAAUUUUAGGCAGUAUGUCUUCUCAGUGUGCUUCUUUCUUUUCCACUUACAAUCAGGUAAGGAAUAUGGGCUGUAUGUAAAAAAAAAAAAAAAAAAGGUCAGGAUUGUGUCUGUUUUUAUUAAAUAUUUCUGUUAUUUGUUCACAUGUUAACAGGAGUGUGAAUAUUUCAGAUGAAUGACCAAAUAUUGCGAGUGUGUAGCAAUAUUAAGAAAAUGUGCCUAUAUUUUGUGUAUAGUGGACAAAGUAAAUGUAACUGAAAUAAAAAAGUGCUUUGACCUCAGAGUAAUUGUUUUAUGUCUUAAAGCCUAAAUCUUGCAAUAAGUUGUAAAAUGCACUACAUGUCUUUUCAAAUUGAGUUGAGAUUCUGUUUGAAAAGAACAAAUCUACUGUUUCCUCAGGUAGCGAUGCAGUCAUUUAGGAGGUUUUUGUAAGUAAAAUUACCAGUGUUUGUGUGUACAUUGUUUUAUAUCUCUACUAUACUUGCUUUUUGACGUUUGUGUGGGUGAAUACAAGUUUUUACAAGUUUUAAUUGGUUAUUGGAAUAGUCUUUUGUCUUAUAGGACAUAAUAUUACAAUUAUACACUCAGUAUUUUGUGAAAGUGUUUUACAAGGCUUGCUAGAAUUUAUCCGAUUACCUUUUUGUAUUAGCAGGAGUGUUUGUUAAAUUUGCAAAAAUGAGUUGUUACACUGUGUGAUCAUAAUAAAUAUAAUUAUAUUAUCGAA